Serpula lacrymans var. lacrymans S7.9 is the source of this 1672-nucleotide messenger RNA. RefSeq lists its product as uncharacterized. The transcript has 5 exons. The record is from RefSeq and is a predicted model, not a curated record. Lineage: Eukaryota; Fungi; Basidiomycota; Agaricomycetes; Boletales; Serpulaceae. Bases 148 to 1365 code for a protein of 405 amino acids.
AAACGACACCGACCCCGUUACAGUGCUCCCUAAAAGCCGUAACUCAUCACCGCCUUGACCUAAAGAAACAUGCAGCGCUGGAGUCACUCUUUCAUAUAGUAAACAGGUCUUUUCUAUCUCGCUUCCUCCUUUAUCGUCCUCCGCACAAUGGUAGGUCGUCAAGGAUCCUCUGUUGCGGUACCCCGGUUGGGCGGUAAAGCUGCAGUAGCAUUAUUUGCUGUCGUUCUUUUCGCCUUUGUCAUAGAGACACAGCUAACCCAGUAUGUGCAAUCUACCUUGGGGUUUAGACAACCUUAUUUCAUCUUCUACAUCGUCCAUUCAGCAUUCUUGCUGUCCUUUCCUAUCCAUUAUCUAUAUCUACUAUCCGCCACCAAAUAUACCCACCGCGCACUCGUAUCCGGUCUCUCCACCGCAAUUAGUCGUCAGCUAUCUAACAAGUUGGAUGUCCCACAUACGCAUCAACCGUCGAUAUUUCCGACCUUAAGAUUUGUAGUGCUCGCCAUAAUCUUGACAGCAGGAUAUAGCGUUCCAGGACUUCUCUGGUUCGCCGCUAUCUCGCUCGCUCCUGUGACUGAUGUUACUGCAAUCUGGAAUGCAAAUGCCUUUUUUGCAUAUCUCCUUUCCGUCAAACUCCUUAAUCUUAAGUGGGAUGUGCGUCGUUUAGGCGCCGUCUUCCUUGCUACUUUAGGUGUUUUGGCUGUCGUAUACGGCGGAAGCACAUCUUCGACGCAUGAUUCUGUCGCUGAGGAAGCAUCUGUCCAAUCACCUUCUCAGCAACCGUCGUCUCCAUUCAUCGGAGAUAUGCUGACACUCGUGGCAUCAUUUGCUUACGGACUCUACCAAGUAUUGUACAAGAAAUUCGCCGCUCUUCCUUCCGAUCCAGAACUAGCAUCGGACACGUCGUUCUACGAGUACCUCUCAGAUUCCGAAUCGAGUCUUGUAGAAGAAGGUGAUGAGCCCGUUAUAUCAGCCGAUGACGAGAUCGCGUAUCCCCCUCCUUUUGGGCUUCAUCCAAACCUGCUCACAGGGACGAUCGGUCUAUUCACGCUUCUCACUCUAUGGAUACCGAUUCCACUCCUUCAUUAUUAUGAUAUCGAAAAGUUCGCCCUCCCUGCCAAUCUUCGUACCACCGGGGUCAUCGCGGGGAUCGCCUCCAGUGGUGUUGUAUUCAACUCAGGAUUUAUGAUCUUGUUAGGCGUUUGGGGACCGAUAGUGACCUCUGUCGGAAACCUAUUAACUAUAGUGCUCAUCCUUCUAUCAGAUGUAAUCUUCGGCUUUGCUGCUAUAACGCCGUGGAGUUUGGCUGGCGCUGGUACGAUAGUUGCGGCUUUUGCAGUGUUGGUAUAUACGAUGUAUGAGAGAUAAUAGCUAUGUCACACAGUUGCAAUGUCCCUUUUGAUCCUAUAUCAUCACUGAAGAUACAUACAAAUGCAAGAAUCUACUGUACAAAUGAUAUUGAUCUGCUCUCUUCAACUGUGUUCUACUCUUCCCUAUGUACACAGAACUGGACAAUGUACAGAGGGCUGUUACUAGAACAUCGUGACGCGUGUGGCACUCUCCGAUUGCAGGCUAAUAAGCUGGUGUGAUACGCAGCGUCAGCAAUCAUCAUGGACAAAGCGGAUAGAUGUGAGUUUUGUUGCGUCAGUCGCAGAGUCAGGAUUGCGAGCGUCCC